Brassica napus (rape) is the source of this 777-nucleotide messenger RNA. RefSeq lists its product as uncharacterized. The record is from RefSeq and is a predicted model, not a curated record. NCBI's taxonomy places the organism in Eukaryota, Viridiplantae, Streptophyta, Magnoliopsida, Brassicales, Brassicaceae. The coding region runs from base 1 to 777 and encodes 258 amino acids. The transcript has a single exon.
AUGGGUUGCUUGAAGGAUAUUCUGAGUGAUGGUAGUCGCAUAGAUAUAGGUAUUUUAAUUAAUGCGACAGUGGAGGAGAGUUGGUUGCAUAGAAGAAGAUCUCACCGUGUAGUAAUUCUAAACAAUGUGGAAGAUGAGAUAGAGAAGAGUAGAAGAAACAGAGUUGAUGAAGAGGAUGUUUCUUUACGGCUAAAUGGGAAAGGACAAGGUAAGAAGGUCUUCUCAUCAAAGGAAACUUGGGAGUUUAUAAGAGAGAAACAUCAACUAUGCCAUUGGUAUAAUGCAGUGUGGUUCAAGUACUCAACACCAAAGUUUUCUUUCAUUCUUUGGACGGCGUUGAAGGGGAGGCUCGCAACGGGUGAUCGAAUGAGACAUUGGAAUGGGAAUCCAAAUGUUGCGUGUGUUCUAUGCAAUGAAUCUCUGGAAACUCUUGAGCAUCUCUUUUUUGAAUGUGAGUUCUCUGCUCAGGUAUGGGAAGUUCUGAUGAAGGAUAUCUUGAUGGAUAAAUACACGGUGAGAUGGGAGGAAAUGCUUGGAAUUAUGAGGGAUUUGACAAGAGAUAAGAUGCAGAUAUUUCUCAUUAAGUAUAUGUUCCAAGCAACAGUGUAUAUGAUCUGGAGAGAACGUAACCGUAGAAGACAUGGAGAGACAGGAGCCCCUGCAGCUCUCCUGAUUAAGAUUCUCGAUAAAAACAUGAGAAAUAAACUCACAUUGGUGCUGAGGAAGGGUGACAGCCAAAUUGGGAGGGGGAUGCAGUAUUGGUUUAUGACAAGAUAG